Messenger RNA from Dermatophagoides pteronyssinus (European house dust mite), 2469 nucleotides. RefSeq names its product ATP-binding cassette sub-family G member 4-like. Gene Ontology annotation, biological process: transmembrane transport. The record is from RefSeq and is a predicted model, not a curated record. Gene Ontology annotation, molecular function: ABC-type transporter activity; ATP binding; ATP hydrolysis activity. Gene Ontology annotation, cellular component: plasma membrane. Lineage: Eukaryota; Metazoa; Arthropoda; Arachnida; Sarcoptiformes; Pyroglyphidae.
UUUUUAAAAAAAUUGUUAUACAAAUAAUUGUAAUGGAAUAAGUAAAAUAUUUAAAUUUGAGAAAAAAAAACUAUGAAUAUUCAACAGGAUAUUAGUCAAGAUUCACUUACUAUUAAUAGUGAUAUCCUGAAUUUUGAUGAUGAUGAUAAUAAUAAUAAUGUUUUAAAUCAACGUUUUAAUGAUGAACAAAAUUCAGCUGAAUCACAUAAAUCGCAAUCAAAUUUGAUUCCAAACAAUGAAACAGAUCAUCGUAAUCAUACACCAUCACCAUCUAUAACACAGCAUCGUUUGAAUACAAGUAUGACAAAUAAUACAAGUCCUGUACUUAAAUCAAUUAAAAAUGUAAACAAUGUUAAUUUUGUUCAAACACGAAUUACACCAGUGGAUAAUGGUAAAAUUAAAAUGUUUGUUAAUCCGAAUUCAAUAAAAAUUCCGACCAUUAUGAAUGGAUCGAUGAACAAUAAUCAAGUAUUACCGAUUGGAAAUUCAGCCAAAAAUUUCAAUAUCAUAUGGAAAGAUAUUGUUUACAGUGUACAACAAUUUAAUCGGGCUACAUUUAAAAUGGGUACACGCCAAAUAUUGAAUGGUUUAUCUGGUCAAAUUGAUAGUGGCCAAGUUACGGCAAUAAUGGGUCCAAGUGGUGCCGGUAAAUCUACAUUUCUCGAAGUGUUAGCAUGUCGUAAAAAUAAAGGCCUAAACGGUUGUAUCAAAGUUAAAAACAUCAGUCAAAUUCGUAUAGCAUAUGUACCACAGAACAAUUGCCUUAUGGAAUUGUUAACUGUUUUCGAAACGCUUACAUUUGCUUGCCGUUUGAAUUAUUCAACGAUGCCAACUGUCAACUAUAAUCGUGUGGAAAAAUUAAUCACAGAAUUUGGUUUAAGCGAAAUUCGUGACACUAAAGUGGCUCGUUGCUCGGGCGGACAACAGAAACGAAUUUCAAUUGCAUUAGAAUUGUUUUCCAAACCGAAUUUGUUAAUUUUGGACGAACCGACAACCGGUCUAGAUUCGGCAUCGUGUUCAUUAGUGGUAAAAAUAAUUCGUGAAUUAGUUAAAAAUCCAAAAUACCCUAUGGCAAUAUUGGCCACUAUUCAUCAGCCAUCAUGGAGCGUAUUUACCGAAUUUGAUAACGUUUACAUUAUUAACAAUAAAGGAGAAAAUCUUUAUCUAGGUUCUCCACAUAGAUUGUUACCAUUGUUAGAGAAAAUCAAUCUACCCUGUCAUCGUUACAAUUCUCCACCGGAUUAUAUAAUUGAAAUAGCUGCAGGUGAUUAUGGUGAUAAACCAAUCGAAUUAAUACAGCAAGAAUUUCAAGGAUCACAAAUAAACGACGAUGAAUUGGAACAUUUGAUGACGAUAGCUGAAAGUAAAGUUAUAAGAAAAACUCCAUUAUUGAAAUCAACAUUAAUAUUAUUGGGUCGACAUUCAAUAAUAUUUCGUCGAAAUAUGAUGAUUGUAUUCUAUCGAGUGAUUGGUAUCAUAUUGCUUAGUAUUUGGCUAUCGGUUACAUUUGGUGAUACAAUCGGUAAAUCAUCUGGUUGUCCACUUAGAAAGCUUCAAUUGUAUAAUAUUCCUAUGGAAAAACUUAAUUCAAUGUUUGAAGAUGAGGUGCUUGCAAUAUUGCAAAACAAUUGCUGUCUAUUCUUUGGAUUGAUUGUUGGUCUAAUCAGCGGUAUAACGACCACCGUGUUGGGAUUUCCUAAAGAGAUGCAUACAUUAAUGAAAGAAUACAACAAUGGUUGGUAUUCAUGUAUUAGUUUCUAUAUGACCAAAACCAUACUUGACAUACCGAUGCAGCUGGUCAUUCCAACAAUUUACACGAUCUAUAUCUAUAACGCAACCGGUCAACCUUCUCAAUAUUUUCGCGAAGCUUAUCUUUUGUUGAUUACCAUAUUGGUAAGUUUUGUAGCCGAAGGUAUGGGAGCUGCAGUAUCAGCAGUUUUUAUGCGUGAUUCAACUACAGCUGCAUUUGCUGCUGGUGCUAUACCAAUGCCGAUGAUAUUGUUUGGAGGAUUUUUGGUUAAAUAUUCUCGUAUGCCAUUUUAUAUGCAAUGGGCAUCUUGGUUAUCGAUGAUGAAAUAUGCUUUUGAAGCAAUGAUAACAGCCAUAUAUGGUUUUGAACGUUGCAAAUAUAAUUAUGAUGAAUUUCUUGCCACUGUCAAUGUCAGUCAGAUUGAGAAGCCAACAUGGGCCGAAUAUUUACCACUAAUGUUAUCUACAUUGAAUCCCAACGAAACAUUUACCGAUAUGGAUGAUGAUGAGCAAGCUAUAGAAAAGCUUUAUACAUUUACAUUUAAUGCAAUAGAUAGUUCAAAUCGAGAAUUUUCAUAUGAUGUUUCUGUUAUAUUUAGCUAUUAUGAUAUUGGUGGUGAUUGGGUAUUAUAUCGAUCAUUAAUUGCAAUGAUAAUUUAUUUGAUUAUUGUCAAAAUACUAACAUAUUUUGUUAUAUUGAACAAACUUAAACGUGGUUAG